Messenger RNA from Marasmius oreades (fairy-ring Marasmius), 393 nucleotides. RefSeq lists its product as uncharacterized. The record is from RefSeq and is a predicted model, not a curated record. The transcript is spliced from 2 exons. Bases 1 to 393 code for a protein of 130 amino acids. Lineage: Eukaryota; Fungi; Basidiomycota; Agaricomycetes; Agaricales; Marasmiaceae.
AUGCGGAGGGAGGACAAUCAAGAUUGGACUUCGAAAUUUUCAUGGUUCUUGCCCUCUCGUGCUCGGCCGGAUGCGAUUCCGAGGAAGGAAUGGGCUCGAAAAGUGGAAGAAGAACAAGAGAAGGUCAGGUCGUUCAACUUGGAGCUGGAGGAGGAGAUGAAGCAGUGGAGGAAAGCGCGGAAUGCGCAUGAGGAUGCUGAAGAUGAGAGAGUGGAGGCCGUGGAGGCCAAAUUGAAGUUGUGGGAAGAGUCGGAGGCCGAAAGGCGCCGACAGCUCGAAGCGUGGUGGACAGAGGAGCAGCGGAAAAAGGGAAGAGGACGAGGCGAGGAGAAGGGAGAAAGGAAAAGGGAAGGACGUGAGUGUCGCCCCGAGUGGAUCCGGCGAGAACGAUGA